AUGGACGCCUUUCUGAGGUCGGAGAUCCAGGUCGCUUUUCAGGAGGCGCUCUCCACGAAGAGAGACCCUGGAGCCGCCACGAAUCGCAGCCUCUCCCCGAAAGUGCUGGUGGACCACUUCCCCCAGCGCCCCGGCCCUUCGCGAGACACCAUCACCAACGGCGACUACGACGCGCCCCACUGGGGGCUGACCAGCCUCAGGGCCUUCGUCGCCAGCAACGCCAAGAAGAAGGGCGACGACGACCAGGACGCCGAGGAGCUCUGGCGGCGGCCCCAGGCCGGCGGCGGGAAGCUGCACCUGGCGCCCCCCCACUACAGCCAGCAGUCUUCUGGCGGCGGGCGGGCGUCCCUGAGGGAGCGCAGUACUGAGGCGAACAAUGAUUCUGUUUUCUUCGGGCCCAACGCCAGCGUUCACAUCCAGAAGAACCCGAAGAUCAGGCGGGGAUCCACGAGGGGAUCGCGAGGGGCAGGCCAGUCUCUCUACAUGGGCCGCGUUUCCAUGGCGAUCGCGAAGGCCGACGAGAAGAAGCCAUCGUUCGCGGAGUGGGCGCGAUCUUUGACGAGGCUGGAGACGUACCGCGGCAUGUCUGCCGCAGCGAUUCUGGGGAGCUUCAGGAACCCCAUCACCAUCGGCAUGGAGGCUGACUACGCGGCUCAGAACGUCACGGACACCGCGCCCAUCACGUACCGCGUCUUCGAGGUAUUCUUCUGCAUCGUGUUCACCACGGAGCUCGUGUUGCGAGUAUACGUAUACAAGCUUGAGUUCUUCUUGAAGAGAGAGGUGGGAGUGCUCUGGAACUACUUCGACCUUCUGGUCGUCACCGCACAGCUGGUUCAGGAAUGCUUCGAGUACAUUCAAUCCAGCGCCAACGGUAACAAUGAUGCGGGAAACCUACGCAUACUGCGCAUCCUCCGGGUCUUGAGGAUAGUGCGUAUCUUCCGAUUGGUGCGCGUCUUGCACCUCAUCAGCGAAUUUCGCGCGAUUGUGAGCUCCAUCAUCGGAUCUUUCCGAUCGCUCUGCUGGGCGGUGCUCCUGCUCCUGCUGAUGAUGUACAUCGUCGGCGUGUGGUUUCUCCAAACGGUGACCGACCUUUUCAUAACGCGCGCGGCCUUCGACGGCGACGGCGUGCUCAUCCCCUUCUCCUCGGGGGAGGAGUCCCUCAAGGGCCACUUCGGCUCGCUCGGCUGGGCGAUCCUCUCGCUCGACGUGGGCGACCCGCUGAUGAACGAGAUCGACUGGUUCCUGGGCCUCGCUUUUGCCGCCUUCAUCGCCUUCUCGCUCCUAGCGCUCAUGAGCGUCGUCACGGGCGUGUUCGUCCAGACCGCGCUCCACAGCGCCGAGCGAAAGGAGGAGAACUUCCUCACGGACAAGGACCUCGACGAGAAUCUGGAGGACCCUGAGAUAGCAAAAGAGUGGAAGAAUAUCAACGUCAGCGCCGACGAGGCCAAAUACGUGUUUGCGCUGUUCGACGUCGAGGAGAGCGGAGAAGUGCAGUUCGAGGAGUUCGUGAGUGCAUGUUCGCGCUUGAAGGGCAACGCCAAGUCGCUGGACUUGCCCAUCCAGCUGCAGGAGCCUCCGGCGCCCCCGCCGCAGCCCGCGGCCUCGCCCGACCCGCAGCCCGCUCCGGCGGUGGCGCCUCAGCCGGAGCCGGCGCCUGCACAGGGCCCGGCGGCGGCGGCGGCCCCGGCACCGACGGCCCCGGUGCAGAGGCUCGUGUCGCGGCGACGCGGAGACGACCCCUCCGCGGGCAUUCAGGGUUGA
This is a messenger RNA of Prorocentrum cordatum, 1761 nucleotides long. Lineage: Eukaryota; Dinophyceae; Prorocentrales; Prorocentraceae. The record is from the annotation of a GenBank genome assembly.